AUGGCUGCUGCCAGUGGUAGAUUUGAAAGUGCGAGGAGUAUCGAAGAACGCAAAGCACAGACCAGGCUUGCCAGGGCCGAAGUGUUGCGCCAGGCUAAAGCAGAUUUUGAAAAGGAAGAAAGGUGUAGAGAACUUAAGCGUCUUCGGGGUGAGGAUACGUGGAUGCUAUCCGAUGUCAAUGAGCGAAUUGAACAGUUCUCACAGGAGCACUCUGUGAAGAAAAAGAAGAAAGACAAACACUCCAAAAAGGUAAAGAAAGAGAAGAAGAAAAAGAACAAGAAACAGAAGUAUGAAAAAAAUGAAUCAUCUGAUAGUUCAUCAAGUUCUGAAGAUGAGUGGGUUGAAGCAGUUCCAUCUCAGGCUCCUCGCAAAGAAAAGGCCUGGAAAGUGAAAGAGGAAAAGUCAGAACAGGGCGAUGACAGUGAAAUGAUCCAGAGGGAUGAGUGGAUGACCGUUGACUUUAUGUCUGUUAAAACUGUAUCCUUAUCAUCACUCAAAGCUGAGAAAGAAACCAGAAGGAAAAUUGAGCAGGAAAAUGCCCAAGCAGCUGAGCAGUCCAGAUUGUUGGAAAGAGAAUUGAAUCCAUACUGGAAAGAUGGGGGGACAGGUCUCCCACCAGAAGACAGUAAUGUAUCAUCCAUUACUAAAGUUUCAGUAGUAGAAGAUGGUGGAUUAAGCUGGCUAAGGAAAUCUUAUCAAAGAAUGAAGGAACAAGCCAAGAAACAAAAUAGAAAUUUUGAAGAUAUUGUGGCUGAAAGAUAUGGUUCAAUGGAAAUAUUUCAGUCAAAAUUAGAAGAAGCCGAAAAAACUGCCUCCAGAAAAGAAGACUAUAGACAAGAACGGUGGAGGAAACCAGCACAUUCAGAUAAAGCACCCACUAGUCAAGAAAGUAGAAAAUCAGACUUAGUAAAUUAUAAUAAAAGUUCAAGGGGUGGAUAUAACAUAACGGAUAUUACAGACCAUAGUAAAGAUAAGGGUAUUGCUGAUGAAAACGAUAACAGAUCCAGGUCUUUAGAAACAUGUGGACGAGAAUCCAAUCCAAGACAAAGUCGGUUUUCUUCUGGUGGAAAUUUGAGGACUAAAUUCUUAAGACCCUCUGAUGAUGAAGGAGUGUCAUUUCAUAGUACGGGCAGAAGUGUUGGACCCCCAUCCCAUUCAUCCACAGCAUUGGUAGCUCAAGGUUUCCAAAACCCCACAGACAACAGUGACGAAUGCUUAUCAUCAUGGAGUCGAUCUGACUGGAGAAAAGAAAACAAGAAACGUUCAAGUGAAAAACCUUUAAAACCCAACAGCAGGGCGGACUCCAGUCACGUUCCAGGAGACGGGAAAGAGAAGUCACCGCGUGAAAGCUUGAGAGAGGGCCCUUCGAAAGAAGAAUAUCUGCAGGACACGAAGUCUUCCUUGGCUGGAAGCAAUCCAGAGAAUGAGACCGUCCACAUCCUAAGUGUGGAUGAGAAGAACAAGUUGGGAGCCAAGAUUAUCAAGGCAGAGAUGAUGGGAGAUAUGAGUGAAGACCAGCAAGAGGUGAUCCUUGUCAGAAGAGACCAGUCUGGAAGAGUAUGGCCUGUGAACACCGGGAUAACCCCGGAACCCAAAGGAGGGAGCAGGAGGAGACGGAUAGCCUCAACCCAUGAGGAAAAAGAAAGAGUCAGAUACUUUCAUGAUGAUGAUAAUCUAAGCCUAAAUGAUUUAGUCAAAAACGAGAAGAUGGGAACAGCAGGAGACCAACACAGACUUUUUAUGAGAAUGGCAUCUAAGUUUAUGGGGAAGCCUGAUGGGGACUAUUACACUCUGGACGACAUGUUUGUUUCUAAAGCUGCUGAGAGAGAACGUCUUGGUGAGGAGGAAGAGAAUCAGAGGAAAAGAGCUAUUGCUGAGCACCAGCGUCUUGCUGCACAGAUGGAAAAAUGUCUGUAUUGUUUUGACAGCUCUCAAUUCCCUAAGCACCUUAUUGUGGCAAUAGGUGUUAAGGUUUAUUUGUGUUUACCCAACUUCCGGUCCCUUACGGAGGGACACUGCCUGAUAGUGCCUUUGCAGCACCAUAAAGCAGCCACCUUACUGGAUGAGGACAUCUGGGAGGAAAUUCAGAUGUUCAGAAAAUCCUUGGUAAAGAUGUUUGAAGAUAAAGGGUUGGACUGUGUGUUUUUAGAAACAAAUAUGAGCAUGAAGAAACAGUAUCACAUGGUUUAUGAGUGCAUUCCUCUCCCAAAGGAAGUGGGUGAUAUGGCUCCCAUCUAUUUUAAGAAAGCCAUAAUGGAAUCUGAUGAAGAGUGGUCCAUGAACAAGAAGUUGAUUGAUCUCUCUUCAAAAGACAUCAGAAAAUCAGUACCCCGAGGCUUACCUUACUUCUCAGUGGAUUUUGGUCUGCAAGGAGGGUUUGCCCAUGUCAUUGAAGAUCAACACAAAUUUCCUCAUUACUUUGGAAAGGCGUCUUCUAUGGCGUCUUUUAGCAACAUAUUCAACAAUGGUAGUCAGACGCCAUCCAGCUUUUCUGGGCUUAUGGCAAAGGAGGCAGUUGUUCGUGGAAGUGAUUAG
This is a messenger RNA of Echinops telfairi (small Madagascar hedgehog), 2535 nucleotides long. It is a transcript of the gene CWF19L2, whose product is annotated as CWF19 like cell cycle control factor 2. Gene Ontology annotation, cellular component: post-mRNA release spliceosomal complex. The transcript is spliced from 17 exons. The record is from RefSeq and is a predicted model, not a curated record. The coding region runs from base 1 to 2535 and encodes 844 amino acids. Lineage: Eukaryota; Metazoa; Chordata; Mammalia; Afrosoricida; Tenrecidae. Gene Ontology annotation, biological process: mRNA splicing, via spliceosome.